This is a messenger RNA of Drosophila albomicans, 1073 nucleotides long. RefSeq names its product hepatic leukemia factor. Lineage: Eukaryota; Metazoa; Arthropoda; Insecta; Diptera; Drosophilidae. The coding region runs from base 445 to 1026 and encodes 193 amino acids. Gene Ontology annotation, biological process: regulation of transcription by RNA polymerase II. The record is from RefSeq and is a predicted model, not a curated record. The transcript is spliced from 2 exons. Gene Ontology annotation, cellular component: nucleus. Gene Ontology annotation, molecular function: DNA-binding transcription factor activity, RNA polymerase II-specific; RNA polymerase II cis-regulatory region sequence-specific DNA binding.
UUUGACAUUUUCAUUUAGAUGUUUGAUUUUGAAGAGGCAACGAACUCGGAGGGUGGUGGCUAAUCAAACUAACCAGUUAUAUGAAACCCUUAUAACUGUGCAGCAAAAUAAAUGUCAUUCAACAUGGAAAAGUGUCAUGUAUUUGACGAAUAAUUACCGUCAACAUUGCGUGAUUGGUUGAAUCAACCGGGAGGCGGCCUGUGGCGCUAUGGCUUAGAUUUACUUGCUUACUAUCGCCUUAGAGUUUGGGGUGCGACUUGGGGGAAGGCAGUAAAUGAAUGUGAGUGUGUGUGUAUGUGUGACUGUAACCUAUAAUUACCUGGUAGACAACCGGGUGAGCCUCUGGGCAGGAAUAAGUUCCGCAGGCUCAGAGACAACGCGACAGUCGACGCGAACGGAUCUCACAAAUAUUGUCGCCGGAGAUCCAGUGAGCUGCUGAGAAAAAUGUAUUCUCCCGCCAAAUCGCCUAUUGUCGAUGUCACCGAGACCCUUUCCCUGCACAGCGAACUGGACAUUGAACUAGAGCCAAGUGGCAAUGCAGCCUACUCCAUUGCUGCAACACACAAUCUUCGUCUGCCUGGACUGCCGGGACUCACAAUACCCAGCCUGUUGGCAUCCAAGUCCAAUGGCAGUAUUUCCGGCGCCACAUUACCCGCUUUCGAAUAUAUCGCACCGCCAAAUCAUGCGCUCCAAAGCAUUGACUUUCCACUGAUGGAGCUGAAUCGUGUUGGCAUGUUUCCGGGAUUCUUGCAUCGGCGUGCCCGUGGCGAGAAGCGACCCAUUCCGGAUGCCCAAAAAGAUGCUAAAUACUAUGAGCGACGAAAGCGCAACAAUGAGGCUGCGAAAAAAUCGAGGGAUGCACGCAAAAUACGUGAGGAUCGCAUUGCGUUCCGUGCUGCACUCCUCGAGCAGGAGAACUCCAUACUCCGAGCCCAGGUGCUGGCGCUGCGAGAUGAAUUGCAAACCGUGCGGCAGUUGUUGGGCGCCACAGCCGGUGGCAUGCUGGGUGUGGCAAGGCAAGUGUGAUGUCGUUAUCGUUGUCGUUGAUAUCGCCGUGUACAUAGUGAAAUUGU